AUGCUUCGCCGUCUUCGAAAUUUUUUUAGCCGCAAAGUUGUUAUAUUUUCAAAUACAAUAAUUAUUUUUUUUAUCACAGAGAAGGUCCUUCUUCCCGAAUGCCAGCGUCGCUCCUUCCGAAGUCGAUCAGCGAACUCAACGCAACAGGUGUGAGAUAAAGACAGUGCGAAAAAAUGACGAGGAAGAAGCUGGAUUUCAUAAUGGUUUGAUCGGCGUUUAAGCUUUGAAAACAGUUUUUUUUCAAGGAGCGAUGAACGUGACGGUACUGAGCAGAUCGCCUUCUCGAAAGCGGAUCAAUAGGCCGUGUAAGUUUAUCAAAUUGAAACUAGAUGCUUGUGGAUUUUAUUGAACAUUUUUUUUAGUUGGAGAGAGCGAAGUUGUAACGGAAAGCUGCUUCUCUCUCAAUCGCACCUGUGAAAGAAGCUUUGAGAAUACAUUGUUAAGCCAGGAUCAUAUUGAAGGUUUCAAUUUCGACCGGAAUUGAGUGGAUUUCUUAUUUCUAGAUCUGGAAAAGCCUCAAAAUUCGUGCAUUCCGACGCCACCGCCUAGCGACGAUUCCGAUGGCAAAAGUCAUCCAGGAACGAGCUCUCCGGAAUAUUCAGUGUAUUCCAACGAGAGUGAAGAAAAUCGUCCCUUGAAGGUUUCGAAGAAGCCAGAAUUCCGCUUAUUUUCGAUUUCAGAAUGGUAAUUUGCCGAACGAAUUUGCCAACGACUCGCAAACCUGCGGACAUUCGUCCUUCCUUAAUUUCUUGGACAGUUUGCCCGAACAAGGCAUGAGCAACGAGGAGAUGGAGAAACGGAUGCGGGAUGUAAGUUUUUUGAUAGAAUAUUGUGCUAGUUACAGUGUUGAAAAAUUAAGCAUUUUACGUAUUAUUUCUGUUUAACACGCUUACAUAAGUUUUCAUGAGAGUAUCUGGACGAUUUUCAGUUAUAUAAAUAGCAAAAACCUUUAAAACAUCACAGCAAAGAACUUUAAACUAAUUUAAAGUUUUCUAAUUUUAGUUUAUACGUAAAUUGAACCUUUUCAGAUGGAUAACGAGCUGAAAGGACUUUUGGAUAAACCGGCCCCUUUUCCCGUUUCAUCUUCUCGCUUGACACCUUUUUUCACGGACGAAGUUUAA
Messenger RNA from Caenorhabditis auriculariae, 1121 nucleotides. NCBI's taxonomy places the organism in Eukaryota, Metazoa, Nematoda, Chromadorea, Rhabditida, Rhabditidae. The record is from the annotation of a GenBank genome assembly.